UACAUCGCAGUCUACAAUCCCAACCCAUCGCGACAAGCGACAAUUCCUUACAAAAUGCUAUCGCCGGCGAUAUCCACUACAAUCUCUACAUCCGGUAGGGCUAGAGCUUCCUGCGAGCCAUGUAGAUCGCGAAAGGUCCGAUGCUCAGGAGAAUACCCGGUGUGUUCGAAAUGCACCGCUUCUAAUCGAGGAUGUAUUUACUCUCUGCAGAAACGCGCUGGCAGACCCAAGAGGCCCUGCGUGAUAGCGCGCGCCCCGGCCAGUCCUGCUCAAGAGGAUGAUCGCGGGCCGUCACCAGCGCAGUCGAAUGCCGCCCGAAUACCGACCGUUACGGAAGAGCCCCCGAGCCCUCACAGAACUAACACAGAUAUACCGCCGUAUCUCACGGACUUUGAGAGCUUUGCGCCUGCGCAAUCUCACAGUGACAUCCUCACGCAGACAGACAUCAACGCUUCAUGCGCAUGCCUGUCGAUCCUCUAUCUUCUCCUCAAUCGCCUCGGUGUCCGCACCGAACUCAUUGUCCCCGAUGAUCUCGCGACUCUGCGAAAUACGUUUGAGCGCGCAACGGAUGUUCUCGAAUGCUCAAAGUGCCCCAUGCGCUUCUCAUCCGUGCUGCAAAACGCGGGCAUCUUGGGCAUUCUGUGCGUCUGCAUUGCCGAGUCAUACGUCAGGCUCAUCAAAACGAUUGAUGCAAGGGCAAUUGAAGCGACCGGCAAGGGGGAAAAGCUCAAGGUCGCGCUCAAUCCUCUGGGUCAGUCACUCACCGCGGGCGACACAGUGUUGGUGCCGAUUGAAGUGUCGCCCGAGCAGUGGAAGAGUCUCAUGUACAAUGUCGUCAAGUCGGAGAUAUUUGGCAUUGAGAAUCAUCGCGACAAGUCGUUCCUCGCGUUCAUUGAGCGACUUGAAGAGCGGCAGACGAGAUGGCAUGCCCUGCCUACAGCGCCCGACUGUCCGCCAACGUAUCAGUCUGCUUGUUCGUCUUCGGAUGAACUGCCGCUCUGCUUGACCAUCACGAAGGCGGCGAGGAAGGUGCUUGACCCGAUCGCUUCUACUCUGGAGUGACGAAGAACACACACAGAUGAGAUUCGGUAAGGACACGGCUGCUAGCACUUCUCAUGGAACGACUCGAGAUGAUUGAUAGGAAUCCCCCAAAUUGGUACAUCAUUAGCGCUAGAAAUUGCAAACUCUUCCUAUUCUUGUUAUACCUGUCAACCAAACUACCCUCAAUGGCGUAUAUCCAGACAACCGUAUUGUCAACAAUCCCAUCCCGUACUGACCUCCACUACUGAACAAUUGCAGGAUGCAGAGCACCUUUGAAAUGAGGAUUAAAGUCAUACGUCUGAUGCCUCUUAUCAUCCUCCCACACCAACGUAUCUCUCUCGGAGUGUAUCUUAAAAUGGGAUUCACUCAACUUCUUCGCCUUCGCAUCCUCCGACAACCCCUCAACCUCCUUCUCAUUAUACACCAACGCCUUGUUCCGACCCUUGAAACAGGCAUUCGACUUGUCGCCGUGGUUGUUUCCAGGCGUGUAGCUCGAGAAUUCCUGCAGUCGGUCCAAAAGAGACUGAUGCAGAACUGCACCGCGCGGAAUGUCACGGUACGAACCUUUGUUGGGAGGGAAUGUCACGGGCUUCCAGCCGAGGAGCUUGACGUUGGCGUCUGUUGUGUCGUCGAGUUCCCAGCGCGUUAAGAAAGGGAGCCAUUCUGGGAUGUGUUAGUUGGGAUUGCGACUGUCUGGGAGAAACUUACCCAUGAAUUUCCACAUGAGGACUUUGAAGAAGGCUGUUCCGUAGCCAAAAGCGAGACAGUCGUGCAUGAAUCCAUGCGUCGCUUCUCUUCGCUUGGCAGGAUCCUCCAUACUCUUCUCAAACGGCUUGAGGCUAUGACACCAAUGCACGCCCGCCUGCAGCGACUUGUCCAUCUCGCCACACUUCUUGACCUCGCGAAUCAUCCACUCAAGUGGAAUGUCACUCAUCUGAAACCUAUCCUUGUUCAGGUUCUGGCUCGCCUUGCCAGCUUUUCUCGUCAGCCACGCGUUCUUGAUACGGCCCCAGAAAGACGGCUUCUCAGCUUCAUCUUCCUGCUCAUCGGGCUGUGCGGGCCAUCCGCCACCGACGUCGCCGUGGUUGCCUGGGAACCAGACUUCUUUAAUGUCUUCUUCGUCGUCGUGGCUGUGCACUGCGGCUCUGAUGUCCUGCGCUAGCAGAGCGGGCUUGAACUUGACGCGACGCUCGUCAACGGCUACGGCGUGACGGACAUGUGUCGCUGUACCCGUUACAGGAACGGGCAUCUUUGCUUUACGCUCGAGAACAGCAACCGAGGCGACGCAGUCCCAGAUUCCGAGGAAGAACACCUUGAUGUUCUCCUCUUCACCGGCGCGGUUAGUCUCCUUGCGACAGAAUGUCUGACUAAACGCCUCAAUCUCGUUGGAAGCAUCCUGCGUCUCUUCACUCACAUCUUCAGGCUUUGUGCCCAGAAGCUGUGUGGUGUCGCAAUUUGCGGGAGCGUCUGCCUCUGAGCUGCCGUGCUUGGAAGUGCACUGCGCAUGCUCGCUGUCUUUUAUCUCGCCUUGGAGAUAGCGCUGAUAAAGACGGUAGGCAAAGGGGACCAUCUCCUCGUUGCCUUUGCAGAGGAGACCGACCUUGUUGACCAUUCUGGCGAGGAACUUGGCUGUGUAGGCGCCUCGGCUGAAGCCAAAGACGUAGAUCUUUGCGUUCUUCGCAAUGUUAACUUGGGAAUUUGAGGUUCGGGAGAUGAGACUUACGGUUUCGUAGUAACGCAUGAGAAAGCGGUAGCCAGCAAUGACAUGAGCGUCAAAAGUGGUGCCGAAGCCUUGAUCGAUCGUCUUUGAGAUAUUACUACCAAAUUCACCAAGGAUGCCCUUGUUCACAGACUUCUCAUUGAUAUCGUAUGUUCCAAUUCCAGC
Messenger RNA from Fusarium verticillioides 7600, 2926 nucleotides. RefSeq lists its product as hypothetical. The coding region runs from base 55 to 1062 and encodes 335 amino acids. The transcript is spliced from 3 exons. Gene Ontology annotation, molecular function: DNA-binding transcription factor activity, RNA polymerase II-specific; zinc ion binding. Gene Ontology annotation, biological process: regulation of DNA-templated transcription. The record is from RefSeq and is a predicted model, not a curated record. Gene Ontology annotation, cellular component: nucleus. Lineage: Eukaryota; Fungi; Ascomycota; Sordariomycetes; Hypocreales; Nectriaceae.